AUGUUCGAGGUAGGAGCUGUGACUUUGAUGGAUCGAGCUGAAACACGAACUCCUGCACAAGGAGACUUUGGUGAUAAAGACUUGCAGGUAGUUUUAGAUACUGGUGAUGUGGAUGCUGAACAGACCGCGAGCCGAGUACUUUUCUCCCGGAAGCUACAUUACUUGAUUGCACAACUUGUGAAAGACUCGGCGAAACUUGUCGUUCGGCAGAAUGAGGACAGCAACGGGUUUGAGACAUGGAGACGACUUCACAAGAAGUUCUCGUUGCCAGGAGCCACGCAGAGCACGUCACUGUUGACGCAGCUGUUGGACUUUAAGUUCAACCCAGCCACCUUUGAGCAAGACUUCAAUGUUUGGGAAACAAUCAAGAGUAGAUACGAACGCCAAGCCGGGCAACCUUUGCCCGACGGUGUCUCGGUAGCAACUUUGCUGAACAAGACAACGGGAGCUUUGCAACAGCAUCUUCGGUUGAAUGCCCAAACUUUGGCAACUUAUGCGCAGGACCAACUUUGGAACGACGACCAAGGCGAUUGGACUUACUUUGGUGAGUCUGAUGAUUGGACCGAGUGGGCGAUCAACGCCGUGAGCGAACUUUACGACGACA
This is a messenger RNA of Symbiodinium sp. CCMP2456, 604 nucleotides long. The record is from the annotation of a GenBank genome assembly. Lineage: Eukaryota; Dinophyceae; Suessiales; Symbiodiniaceae.